Messenger RNA from Tarenaya hassleriana, 720 nucleotides. Its product is annotated as profilin-like. Bases 112 to 507 code for a protein of 131 amino acids. NCBI's taxonomy places the organism in Eukaryota, Viridiplantae, Streptophyta, Magnoliopsida, Brassicales, Cleomaceae. The transcript is spliced from 3 exons. The record is from RefSeq and is a predicted model, not a curated record. Gene Ontology annotation, molecular function: actin monomer binding. Gene Ontology annotation, cellular component: cell cortex.
GCGCCCAUGCCGCUGUCACGCACCUCGUAGUUUCGACGCUCUCUCUCACAGUCCGAUAGGCAAUAACCACAGAAGAAAGCAGCAGAAGAACGUACGAGGAAGGGGAGAGAGAUGUCGUGGCAAACGUACGUCGACGACCACCUGAUGUGCGACGUUGAGGGCAACCACCUCACCGCCGCCGCAAUCCUCGGCGAAGACGGCAGCGUCUGGGCUCAGAGCGCCCACUUCCCUCAGUUCAAUCCGGACGAGAUCGCUGGGAUCAUAAGCGAUUUUGAUGAACCCGGAACACUUGCUCCAACCGGAUUGUUCCUCGGAGGCGUUAAGUACAUGGUGAUCCAGGGGGAGCCAGGUGCCGUCAUUCGAGGAAAGAAGGGACCUGGUGGUGUGACCAUAAAGAAGACCAAUCAGGCCAUGGUCAUCGGUAUCUACGACGAACCAAUGGCUCCUGGCCAGUGCAAUAUGGUUGUCGAGAGGCUCGGUGACUACCUGAUCGAAUCUGGUCUCUAAAACCGAGCAACUCCUAUAUAAAUAUAAUCCUGUCUUCUGGAUCUUUUUCUUGGUCCCUGAUGCAAAUUUGCAAGCCAUUGUUACUGUUGUAAUCUUCCAUUUAUGGCCAUGAGGAAACUAUAUUAUGCGAUGGCCGGCGUCCUUGUAUGGAUCAUUAUUCCAUAAACAAUGUGUUUUGGAAAGAUUCUAUGAAGAUUGGGCUUUGGAACUUUA